Penicillium digitatum Pd1 is the source of this 2559-nucleotide messenger RNA. The record is from RefSeq and is a predicted model, not a curated record. NCBI's taxonomy places the organism in Eukaryota, Fungi, Ascomycota, Eurotiomycetes, Eurotiales, Aspergillaceae.
AUGCCGCCUCGAACAAGAGCGGGGGUUCAAAGCCAAAAACAGAAGGAGAAGCUUGCCAACUCCUAUAAUGAACUGCUUGAGGAGUUCUCCUCCAAGGAUCUUCGGACUGUGGGGAAUUAUACAUUGGGGCGGUUAAUUGGGAAAGGUUCCUUCGGCAAGGUAUAUCUCGCCUCGCACAAACUCACCAAUGGCUCAAAGGUGGUGCUCAAAUCGUCCAGCAAGGAGGACACCAAUCUCGUGCGCGAAAUUCAUCACCAUCGCCAAUUUCUCCAUCCUCAUAUCACACGGCUGUACGAAGUGAUAGUAACUGAGAGCCUCGUUUGGCUUGUGUUGGAGUAUUGUCCCGGCGAUGAGCUCUACAACUACCUCCUUCGACACGGCCCACUCCCGGUAGAAAAAGUGAAGCGGAUGUUUACUCAAUUGGUGGGAGCGGUCGCCUAUGUCCACAGUAAAUCCUGUGUGCAUCGCGACUUGAAACUGGAAAACAUUAUGCUGGAUAAACAAGAAAAUGUGAAGCUCUGCGAUUUUGGGUUCACGCGUGGUGCACCCGAGAUGCUCAAAGGAGAGAAGUACGCGGGAGAAAAAGUGGAUGUCUGGAGUUUGGGAAUCAUUCUCUAUGCGCUUUUAGCAGGCGAGCUGCCAUAUGACGACGAUGACGACGAAAUCACCAAAAAGCGAAUAUUGUCAGAUGAGCCGACCUUCAACGACAAAUUCACAGACGAUGCCAAGGCUCUGAUCAAUCUCCUGUUGUCCAAACGACCUCUGAUUCGACCCAGUCUAGACGAGAUCUUGGCUCAUCCUUUCCUUUCGGAGCAUGCUCCUGAACAACUUGCCAUCCUGAAAAUCCCAAGACCCUCGCCAUUUACUACGCCACUGGAGAAGACUACAUUGCAGCGGAUGAAAAGCGCUGGGGUCAACAUUGACGAGGUCAUUGAAAAUGUUCUGGCUCAGCGGUGCGACCCACUCGCCGGCUGGUGGGCACUGCUAAUUGAAAAAGAGCAACGGAAGGAACGAAAGAGGGAGCGCAAGCGUCACGAGCGGGAGGUCGAAGCCAUUAACCUUCGUCGUCUGAGCGCCGCGAGCAGUCGUCUAGAGAAGCGAUCAUCGGCUCUAAUGGAGGUGGAGGAAGAAGGCUCGGGAUUGGGAGAUCGUGGGAGACGGGAUAGAAGAAGCUUACUAUCCCAGUCGGCAGUACCAGAUCUUCCUGCGCUUCCUGAACCGCUUCCUAUAUUCCCAAUUGAGCUCACCAAGCCACCAUCGUCCCUCGACAAAGCUUCUAUACGGUCCCACAACUCGACACGCCGCCGCCCAGUUCCGCCGCCAAAAGAUAGACGGCGAUCACGGCCCAGUAUGCUACAUGUUAGCGCAUCACAGCCUGAAUUAACGCAGCAGCACAGCAUCUUCCGGCGUCGUACUAGUCGUCGUCACCAGUAUCCGAUACUCAGCCAGCUAGCAUCCCUCAAGCACUGGUUUGUAGAGUCGGCGAAGAGAGCACGAUCUCCCCAUGCCAAAUCGAUGGGCUCGCGCCAUUUUCUUUCCGAGAAGCUGAGCCCGGCGAAGUGUCCAGAUACUGGAAAGAAAGAUGUGGUCUUGUCGUCCCUACAAAGUGAGGUCGCAGGGGAGGAAGUUGUGACACCCACCCAGGUCAAACGAAUCUCCAAUGCUAGCAGCCUCACUCCUAGUAGUGCCUCAUACCGCCAAAACAGCCAUUCUUACACUCGCCAGCCGCGGCCAUUGACCACCGGUCAUAACAGUCAUCGAAAAUCCCUCUCACCCUCACCUAUCACACCACGCGGAUCCUAUCAGCGUUCAUCGGUCGGACUACGAGGACGCAAAUCUACAUCCUCCUCGGUAUCAUCGAUCCGAAGCAUUCAUCACGCUCGUGCUCAUUCCAAGGCAUCUUCGAUUUCUUCCAACAGCGUAGAUACUAUCUCGACGCCCACUGCCAGAGUCUCCAGAUCGCCUCACUCAUCGAUUAAAGUGUUGCCCACCACCCCAGGUUCCUCAUCCCGCUUUCCGAGCAAUAUUCGCUUGGUAAGAGGGCCAGGUGGAGCACCUCGCGAACUUGGCGAUCCAGGUCAGAUGCCAUCGUCAUUCAAUGAGGCGGUACCAGGGCCGUUAUUCUACUCGCCCUCUUCAAGCCUGGUGUUUGCAAGGCGGAAGAGAUCUCUCUUCAAGGGUCCAAUGAUCCAUACCACUAAUUUGAUGGUUUCUGGUGGGGUAGUCAACUCCCCCGUUCUCGGUCAGCCAGCGAAUACCAGUCCCGACAUCGUGGCAGGGCGGCCUGUUGUACGCAAAAGCCAAAUUAUCGAGGAAGAGGAAGAUAUCGAAGGGAUUGAGGAAGAAAUCGAAGAAGUCGACGAGUUCGACGAACCUGGUGCACCUUCUGAUUCCGUUGCCCCCGACGAGCGCCCCGCGGACGAGACCGGAUCUCCCUCGAGCGGCAGGACGCCAUCUGCUCCUGUUUCAACCCCUGAAACCAAUCCCCUUCAGCCUCCUUGCUCCUCCUCUUUGUGCUCGCCGUCCGAUGCCGUAGAGAAGAUCCACAUCGCUGAAUAG